GAUUUUCGCGAAAGUCAACAUUAUAGCCAGCUGCUUAUUGUGACGAAAAAACGGUACCAAAAUGCAAAGAACUAGAAGUUAAACUUAAAUAAAUGAAAAAAUGUGUUGAGCGCUCAAAAUAUUAAAUAUCACGAUAGCACGGGCACUACCAAGAUGCGGAAAAUGUUGCCCAUAAUGCGUCCGGUACAUUGGCUGAUAGUUGCCGUUAUAUGCAUUGUCGCCUGUUAUUGGUUGUUGGAGAUUCGAUUGGAACACGCCUUUAAGCCGCUAACUAAGCUCGCCAACAGAGACCAAAACAACAGCCCUCAUUCAGAACAAAUGACUGUGGAUCAUGUUGCCCCCACUUUGGAUAAUUUUGGCUAUGAGGAACAAUUGGUGGUGCUUUACAAUCGUGUCCCAAAGACUGGCUCAACAAGUUUCGUUAACAUUGCUUACGAUCUGUGCAAAUUGAACAGAUAUCAUGUCUUGCAUAUUAAUGUCACAUCCAAUAUGCACGUCCUAUCUCUGCCAAAUCAGAUUUCCUUUGUGCGAAAUGUGACAAAAUGGCAUGAAAUGAAGCCGGCUCUAUAUCAUGGGCAUAUGGCAUUUCUUGACUUUUCCAAAUUUCAAAUCGCACAUAAACCAAUCUACAUAAAUUUGGUGCGUAAGCCGCUAGAUAGGCUUGUUUCUUAUUAUUAUUUUUUGCGCUAUGGAGAUAACUAUAGACCUAAUCUAGUUCGCAAAAAGGCGGGCAAUAAAAUCACCUUUGAUGAUUGUGUGGUUCAAAAGCAACCCGAUUGUGAUCCCAGAAAUAUGUGGAUGCAAAUACCAUUCUUUUGCGGACACGCUGCCGAAUGCUGGGAGCCUGGUAGUGAUUGGGCCUUGAAGCAGGCCAAACGUAAUUUGGUCAAUGAAUAUUUUCUAGUCGGUGUCACAGAGCAAAUGUACGAAUUUGUGGAUCUACUUGAGAGAUCGCUACCCAGAAUUUUCCUAGGCUUUCGUGAGCACUAUCAAAACUCCAAUAAAUCUCAUUUACGCGUAACCUCAUCAAAGAUACCGCCCAGUGAAGCUACCAUACAAACCAUACAGAGAUCCAAGAUCUGGCAAAUGGAAAAUGAAUUGUAUGAAUUUGCCCUUGAACAAUUUGAGUUUACAAAGAAGAAACUAAUGCAGCCCGAUAAUAAGCAUUUGCAGCAGUUUAUGUAUGAGAAGAUAAGACCAAAAUGAUUGCGUUCGAAAUGCAGGGGUAACAAAUGCAAAAAGCGAAUCAAAAGCAGACAAUGACAGAUCAGGUUCAGACUUAAGUAUAAUAAUGCCAGUUAAUUUAAGGUAUAUUGAUUUGAAUAGCUCCUCUAGAUAUGAUCUGUACUUAAAACGCAUCAAGCGUACUAUUCUUAAAAGACACAAAAGACUUUAGCAUUGAAUAUCGUUGACAUAUUAAUGUUUCCUUUUUUUGUAUAAUAGUAUAAGACAUUAUUGUAUAACACUUAAAAAAUCGCUUUCUUAGAUGUAUGUAAGCAAUAUCUAGUAACAAUUGUAAUAACUAAAUGAAGCACAAUUAUUGAUUCGUCUA
Molecule: messenger RNA, 1552 nt
Organism: Drosophila nasuta
Lineage: Eukaryota; Metazoa; Arthropoda; Insecta; Diptera; Drosophilidae
Gene: Hs2st
Product: Heparan sulfate 2-O-sulfotransferase
Exons: 6
Coding region: 154-1206 (350 amino acids)
Cellular component (GO): membrane
Molecular function (GO): heparan sulfate 2-sulfotransferase activity
Source: RefSeq, a predicted model, not a curated record